This is a messenger RNA of Drosophila hydei, 1742 nucleotides long. RefSeq names its product DET1 homolog (gene abo). Gene Ontology annotation, biological process: positive regulation of proteasomal ubiquitin-dependent protein catabolic process; protein ubiquitination. The record is from RefSeq and is a predicted model, not a curated record. The transcript is spliced from 3 exons. Gene Ontology annotation, molecular function: ubiquitin protein ligase binding; ubiquitin-like ligase-substrate adaptor activity. Gene Ontology annotation, cellular component: cullin-RING ubiquitin ligase complex; nucleus. Lineage: Eukaryota; Metazoa; Arthropoda; Insecta; Diptera; Drosophilidae. The coding region runs from base 26 to 1699 and encodes 557 amino acids.
UUUUGUUUGCAAUAUUAUUUUUAUUAUGAUUUUGGAAAAACUUCUUAUUGACCAGCGUAUGCAAACGCAAAAUCUUGUACAUAUGCUGCAAAACAGAGAAUCGGGCUUUACACGUAUAAAACUAAGUCAAAUGCCUCAACUAUCAUACGAGCGCCAAUUUUACAAAGCAAUUACUCCUUGUCUUACCGUUGGAAUAUCUAUCCCUCCUGUUUAUCUACGCAAAUUUACGCCGGACGGUAGUCAAUUGUUGGGGUUCUCUCUUGAUCAGCGUUCGUUUAUAGUAUUCUCAUAUAAGGGCAUCGGCUCAGCCGGCGUAAGUCAGUUGUUCAGUGAUGCUGGCGUGGGCAGUAGCGAAACUCUCAGUGGGAUACAUAGUCAACAGUUAAGAAGUACAGUAUUUGAGAAGCUUUUUAAAACGAAAUUUGCGAUGCGCCUGUGUCAAGGUGAAUCGGCACGUUUCUACCUGCACCGAGAGUUUAGUGUUUUCCUCGACAACAGUCGUUAUGUGCUUCUUGCCGGGAUGUGCGUGCUUCAAGGCUACAAUCUGGCUGUCUCUGAAUACGAACGCUAUCCCGAUGUCUUUGACACGGUGGAUCCCUUCUCCUAUAUAUUCUAUGUGGUGGACCUGCAACAGGGCGUUGUUACGGACGAAGUGCUUUUGCAUCAGGAGUCAAUUUGCUUAUCCCACAAUCAUGGCAUAUCAGUGCAUGGACAUACUAUAGCAAUCUUAUCGCGUUUGCGGCAGUGUAUUUAUAUAUAUGAACUGGUUGACGGCCGACUUAUUAAACAGGAGCACGAAAUAGGUCCGAGGCCCCUCCAUUGCUGCUUUCAGGAUGUUUCGUCAAUGUUUAUGGUUAUGCUGGAUGUGAACACCUUGUUGCCAAUAACGCACAUUAAGCAGCGAGUGCUAAGCUUUCUCUAUCGCCAGAUCGAAGCAGAUUGCCCUCAAGCGAGUCAAAAAUAUCAGGAGUUCUACAAAAACUUUGAAUUCGUGAGAAUCGAAAAUAUGAUAAUUGAAAAGAUGCAGCUAGUGGACAACGAUCUGUUAUUAUUGCGUUAUGAAGAACGACCAAAGGACAGCAAUGUCCCGCAUAUCCUGCUGACGAGCGAGCCACAGGCACCGCGACGACUCUAUGUCUUUUAUAGCAUGAACAGCGAGGAUGUCUUGGGCGUCUACCAUGACGAUUCCAUCGACCUGUUGCAAAUAGUUGUGCAAUUCAACGAUAAAUUGUGUAAUGUGCGCUCUCUCCAAACAGGCGAUGCACCCUCGUCAGCCUCCUCGCAAUUCUUUAUGCAGCAGAAUUGGAAAAACAGCAGUCAAUCGUUGCCUUUCAUGCGUCAGGCAGCAUUGCGUUACAAUCCCACUGUGCCUAUCAGCACACAGAGCUUUUCAACGUCGCCAUAUCUUAAUCACAAUGUGUUCAACUAUGAUAAUUUAUCCAUCUCCCCGUUGGAACGUCCCAAAGCCUGUUCUACAGAGCCGAUUGUAUUUCGGGAUCGUGCUACCAAUUUAAUAAAGUUUCGGUUGAACAUCAAGGCGCAAAGGCUACCCGGUCAAUUCACUCCACGCGAGCUGUGCGCCUUCAUCUGUCAUCCGUUCGAGCCCUUGGUAAUUAGCAUACAGAAAUGUAUGCAUGUUUAUUCCUAUAAAUUACACAUUUACAACCACGGAACAAUUGUUCAACAGUUUUACAAUUAAAUGUAAAUUUAUCUGUCAUUCAAGUAUAUGUAUAAAGUGUUAA